This is a messenger RNA of Panicum virgatum (switchgrass), 4088 nucleotides long. RefSeq names its product disease resistance protein RGA5-like. NCBI's taxonomy places the organism in Eukaryota, Viridiplantae, Streptophyta, Magnoliopsida, Poales, Poaceae. The coding region runs from base 202 to 3735 and encodes 1177 amino acids. Gene Ontology annotation, molecular function: ADP binding. The record is from RefSeq and is a predicted model, not a curated record. The transcript is spliced from 7 exons. Gene Ontology annotation, biological process: defense response to other organism.
AGGCAUUGUUAUUCGCUUUUCCAAGCAUGCAACAAUCCCCAAUUCUUUUCGCCUCCUCUCAGCUCUACUAUUAUCAUUUGGGUUUGAGCUCUCAGAUCUCUGCACCUGUGGUACCGGUCCAAGACAAGAUGGCGUGGAGUGAGUAACUAGGGCCUCCUGAUCUCAAAUCUUGAUGCUUUGGUUUUCGUCCAAGCAGUAGGCAUGGAGGGACGGAUGAUGAGUUCGUCGUUGGGCGCCAUGGGAUCUCUUCUCGGGAAGCUCCAUACGCAGCUUACCUCUCCGGAGCAUCAGCUUCCCGAAUCACUGAAGGACGGGAUCGAGCAUCUGAAACAAGAUCUAGAAGAGCUAAAUAGCUUCCUGGUGGAUCUGUCAAGGUUGGAAGGCACCAACGCGAUGGUCAGGCGCUGGAUGAGUGAGGUGCGCGAGCUGUCCUACGACAUGGAGGAUUAUGUUGACAGCACGAUGCGCCCCAACACGACGGGCAGCCGCAAGAUGAACAAAGAGAUACUCACUGUGCUCAAACAGUUCGGGAAUCUUGUGAAGCAGGCCCGUGAACGGCAUGAGAGGUACGAGCUGUCGCGCUGGGCAUCAGAUCCAAGCUGCACGGCAGUCGAUGAUGGGCAGGACCAGCUUCAGUGUUUCAACGGGAAGAAGGCCACAGACCUUCUUGUUGGUAUCGAUGAAUCAAGAGGUGAACUGAUCAGGUGGCUCAAGCCGCUUAGCAACGCCGACGACGCCGCCGAAGAGCGGCUGAAAGUGGUGUCCAUUCUUGGACCUGCCGGCGUUGGUAAGAGUACGCUUGCCCAACAAGUGUACCGUGAAAUUGGAGGGCAGUUCGAGCGUCGAGCCUUUGUGCGGGCGUCAAGGGUGCCUGAUGCAAGGAGGCUUCUCCGGAGCAUGAUCUCUCAAGUCCGGCGCCAUCAACGACCACCUUGCGGUCUCCCCGUGCAGGAGCUCGUUGACAACCUUAGAACACAUCUUCAGCAGAAGAGGUAUUUCAUUGUUAUUGAUGGUUUAUGGGAAACAACAUCUUGGGAUAUUAUUAGAAAUGCUUUUCCGGAGGGUGCUCAUUGUAGUAGAGUACUGAUAACGACAGAUACUGAGGAGGUUGCUCUGGAGUGCUGUGACUAUCAAUCCAAUGCAGGUAUUACUUGGGCACCUGAGUCAUCAUUGGAUUUGGACUCUCAUUUUCAUGCCCAAGUAGGUAUUUUUAAGAUGGAGCCGCUGAGCAUCGAUGACUCCAUGGACUUGUUCUACAACAGAGUCUUUGGCUCCAAGCCUGUUUUCUCUGAACAACUGAAGAAAUAUUCAGAAGACAUUAUAAGAAAAUGCAGUGGUCUGCCACUAGCAACCACUAUCAUAGCUAGUGUUUUUGCAUCUCAACCAGAGAACCCAGAGCUCUGGAGCCAUGUUAAAGAAUGUUUGUCUCCCAUAAAUGGUCUUUCUUCGGAAGACAUGCUAAACGAAAUAAUAAGCCUGAGCUACUAUAGUCUAUCUCAACAAUUGAAGACAUGCCUACUAUAUUUUAGUUUGUAUCCUGAAGGGUAUACAUUCUUGAAGACUGAUUUGGUGAAGCAGUGGAUUGCCGAAGGUUUUAUCAGUGCAGUGGCAGGUAAAGGUCCCAACGAAGUUGCAGAGUGCUAUUUUGAUGAGCUUGUCACCAGGGGACUUGUGCAGAGUAAUCAUAUCGGUCUCGCAGAUGAAGUGAUGGUCUAUACAGUGCACUCCACUAUAUUUGACGUUAUGAGGCGCAAGUCCGUAGAAGAGAAUUUCACCACGGUAAUAGACUACUCUGAAACUAUUCCAAAGCUCUCUGCAAAGGUCCGGCGACUGUCUCUCAGCUUCAGCAAUGCUAAAUAUGCAACCAAGCCUGCAGGCUUCACACUAUCAACAGUUCGAUCACUCACCUUUUAUGGACUAGUUGAGUGUCUGCCUUCCAUUAUGGAGUUCAAGCUACUUAGAGUCUUAGUCCUUGAAUUUUGGGGUGAUCGAGAAAUGUUCGACCUAAGUGGAAUUUGCAUAUUGUUGCAGCUGAGGUACUUCCGGGUUACAACUGACUUCAUUAUAAAGCUACCAGUAAAGAUGCGAGGACUAAAAUAUUUGGAAACACUGGAAAUAUAUGCAAGUGUAUUGACUGUUCCAACCGAUAUUGUUCACCUCCCAAAACUGCUGCACCUCCACCUUCAAGGUAAUUUAAAGCUGCCCGAUUAUGUUGGCCAACUGAGAUCCCUACGCACAUUGCAGUCUUUUGACCUGAGCAGUAAUUCUGAAGACAAUGUAUGGACCCUUGGUGAGAUGACGAACCUGCGUGAACUGCAUAUAACCUGUUGUACAGCACAGUCUGACCAUCUGGAGAGAAACUUGAUUGCUCUAGCCUCUUUGAUUGGGAGACAUGAAAACCUAAAAACUCUUACCCUUGCUCCAGGAGUUUCGUGCCCAAGCAUUUACACAGACUGCUCACUUAUAGUAUCUUCUCCACCCGUUUUCCUUGAGAAACUCAAACUGUUGCCUCCCAUUUGCCUCUUUUCAAGACUUCCUGAAUGGAUUGGACAGCUCCAAAAGCUAUGCAUUCUGAAAAUUGUUGUUAGGAAACUUAGGAGGGAUGAUGUCAACAGAAUUGCUGGAUUAAAGGCACUCACUAUUCUCUCAUUGUAUGUCAGGCAACCAACUGCACAAAGCAUUAUCUUCAACUGCGCUGCAUUCCCAGUUCUAAAGUAUCUCAAAUUCAGAUGUGGCGUUCUGCGCCUCGCCUUUCAAGCAGAAGCAAUUCCAAACCUAUGGAGGCUCAAACUAGAAUUCAAUGCCCACAGUGGAGAGCAGUACGGUGAUAUGCUCACCGGCAUUGAGCACUUGUCAAACCUCCAAGAGAUCGAUGUACGAGUUGGGGCAGCUCCCGGUGCAGAGGAAUCCGACAAGAUGGCCGCGGAAUCUGUACUCAAGGAAACCAUUAGCAAGCAUUCAAGGCAUCUAAGCUUCAGUGUACGAAGGGCAAACACCUUUGAGGAAGAGAUUCCUCAAUUUUCUGAUCUGGCUCCAAGUUCGUCCCAGUUAGAUGAAUUAUUGAUGAAUAGGUCUACUAUGGUUGAUGUCACUGCUCAACCCAAUGAAAUCGAUGAGGUUCGGGAGGUGUCCCUUAGCAGUGAAUACAGGGGGGGAAAUGAUCCGGUCAAACAGACAGAUGAGCAUCAAGGAGUUUCAACUAUUGCUCGUAAGGCUAAAUCUGCAGGCAGAUCUGCUAGUCAGAAUUACAAGAAGGGAGAUCCCGAAGCGCUCUCCAAGGAUCCACCAUCAGCUAAAGCUUCUCCCACGAGAACUGGGUCAGAUCCAGUGGUGCAAAAAUCCAGGAAUGAAAGACGUGCAAAUAGAGAAGAUGAUCUUUGUCGGCAGCAGGCAAGAAUUGUACUUCAAGAAGGGGUUUCAUCUCUUUCAUGGGAACACCGUACAACCGCACCGACAACACCUGGAAGGUUCAAGGUGAAAUCAAGUGGCCGUGGAUAUGAAACACCUGAGAGAGGAUCAGCUGUGCCAAAAUUUGGAGAUUGGGAAGAAUCGAAUGACGCCUCUGUAAGUGACGACGGUUUCAGCGCCAUAUUUAACAAAGUGAGGGAGGAGAAACAGUCUAGCGAUGCCCCAGCUAGGACCAGUGGUGCAGCUUAUAACCGCUCUGAUCAAGGCCGCAAAUAUAAAUUGGGCUGCUCAUGCUUCGGGUGGUCCAGAGGCAGACUACAGAAGUAGCCUCCUGUAGUUGAAGAUUGGAUCAGCCUGGGUUGAUUGUAUCGUUCUAGAAGCGGAUGUCCACGGCCAGCCAGAAGACGAUGGCAAAGGUCACAAUGUACUGGAGGGAGGCUUAGGGAGAGUGACAAAAACCCUUGCCAGAAAACCGCAGGGCAGAGGUUGUAAAAUUAGUCCUUGAUAGAUGCAAGCUCCAGCUCCAGGGUGACUACUUACUAGGUGGGAAAUGAGGCGGAACAAAAGAAAAACAUUUAGAUUUAUUACUAAGGGUGACCAGAAUAUUUUCUUGUUGACAAAAACCACUUCCUUUACCAUGCAUAGGAUGGGGAUCAAGAACUCCCACCCACAAAAAAAAA